Messenger RNA from Pelobates fuscus (common spadefoot toad), 1197 nucleotides. RefSeq names its product phosphotyrosine interaction domain containing 1 (gene PID1). The record is from RefSeq and is a predicted model, not a curated record. Lineage: Eukaryota; Metazoa; Chordata; Amphibia; Anura; Pelobatidae. Gene Ontology annotation, cellular component: cytoplasm. Gene Ontology annotation, biological process: regulation of reactive oxygen species metabolic process; negative regulation of insulin receptor signaling pathway; regulation of mitochondrial membrane potential. The transcript has 3 exons. Bases 104 to 757 code for a protein of 217 amino acids.
ACUGAGCAGUCCUGGGUUAAGGGGCAGAGAGAGCAGAGCUCGGAGACUGGCCUCGGGGAGCGCAGCUCGGACAGCAGUUAAAGACACCCUGCGGGGAUUCGAGAUGUGGCAGCCGGCCAGUGAGAGGCUACAGCACUUCCAGACCAUGAUCAAAUCCAAGCUGAAUGUGUUGACCCUCCGAAAAGAGCCUCUUCCAACUGUGAUUUUCCAUGAGCCAGAGGCCAUUGAACUUUGCACCACAGCCCCGCUCAUCAAACCCCGACCACAAGCUGGAUGCAAGGUGACAUACCUGGGCAAGUUGUCAACCACUGGUGCACAGUUUUCAACGGGUUGCACGGAACAACCCGUUAUUGAGUUAUGGAAGAAACACACUUUGACCCGUGAAGAUGUGUUCCCCUCAAACGCUAUCCUCGAAAUCCGCCCCUUCCAGGUACGACUCCAUCACCUAGAUAUCAAAGGUGAAGCGACUGUCCACAUGGACACAUUCCAGGUGGCACGUAUUGCCUAUUGCACAGCCGAUCACAAUGUAAGCCCCAACAUCUUUGCCUGGGUAUACCGGGAAAUUAACGACGAUCUGAGCUUCCAAAUGGAUUGUCAUGCAGUGGAAUGCGAGAGCAAGUUAGAAGCCAAGAAGUUGGCACACGCUAUGAUGGUAGCUUUCAAGAAAACCUUCCACAGCAUGAAGAGCGAUGGUCGAAUCCACAAGAAUAAUUCCUCUGAGGACGUAUCCCAAGGAUUUGAAUCUGAUGAUGGUUGAACUGUGUCCUCUUAUUCCUGGGGAAGGCAUCAAUAAUCUGGAGCAGCAACUGGUUUAAGGUCCCAUUGGGAAAGAAGCGACAGAACAUUAGCUGGUCAGCUUCUUCUAUAGAAAUUCAACCUCUAUAGAUAUGUGGCCUUGAAGUGUCUGUUGCAGUGCUGCUUUCCCAAAAAAUGUGACAACACUUCCCUCCUUUCUUCAUUCACUGCCUCCUCUCAGUACCUUUUUUUAUGGUCAUAAAAACUUGCACGACCUUUGUAUAAUUCAAGUUGCCUUGGAAAUUCAUUGAUCCAUUGCAGAACGUGCAGAUGCAGGAUUUUAUUUUUUGUUAGAACUAAAAAAACAUUCUGACCAUUCCUAAGGCUGCCUUUUUAUUAUUUUUGGCUGAAACUCAUAAAUUGUGCCAUUUCUGAAACAUAUUUUUAUUUACACAGUAUAGA